Coccidioides posadasii C735 delta SOWgp is the source of this 2062-nucleotide messenger RNA. It is a transcript of the gene GPA1, whose product is annotated as guanine nucleotide-binding protein subunit alpha. Gene Ontology annotation, molecular function: G-protein beta/gamma-subunit complex binding; GTPase activity; G protein-coupled receptor binding. Gene Ontology annotation, biological process: G protein-coupled receptor signaling pathway. NCBI's taxonomy places the organism in Eukaryota, Fungi, Ascomycota, Eurotiomycetes, Onygenales, Onygenaceae. Gene Ontology annotation, cellular component: heterotrimeric G-protein complex. The record is from RefSeq and is a predicted model, not a curated record.
CUCCUCAUCUUUUCGACAUCAGUCCUUCAAACCAUUCCAGUCACGCCCCCUUAGAGUUGGGGCAAGCGGCCUUUCGAGAGAACCAGCAAUCAAUCAUACGCUGUUCCCUCCGCUGCUGUUUUGUUUGCAGCCUCAUCCUUCCGUGUUGCUCCCCUGAGAGGGCCCUCCACGCCCGCCCUUGAUACGGCUCCGCAAAAGCUAUCAACACCAUCUAUCCUUUUUUGAUCUAUCUGUCUAACACUUGUGCUAUUUUAUCGUUUCGUGAGGUGCAGGCUGUGUUUCCCCUCAUAUUCCCGUCCUUCUGUAUUCAUCGAAAAGCAUCUCCAAACGAGAAGAAGUGACUUUCGACGCACGGCCUCCGAUAAAUCGCCAAAAUGGGGUGUGGAAUGAGCACUGAGGAUAAGGAGGGCAAGGCCCGGAACGAGGAGAUCGAGAAUCAAUUGAAGCGAGACAAAAUGAUGCAGAGGAACGAAAUCAAGAUGCUCUUGCUUGGUGCUGGUGAAUCUGGGAAGUCGACCAUCCUGAAGCAGAUGAAGCUUAUCCAUGAGGGGUCUUAUUCUCGAGAUGAAAGGGAAUCAUUCAAGGAAAUCAUUUUCAGCAACACCGUCCAGUCAAUGCGCGUUAUCCUCGAAGCCAUGGAAAGCCUCGAGCUCCCACUAGACGAUCUGCGCGCCGAAUACCAUGUUCAGACGAUUUUUGUGCAGCCAGCCCAAAUUGAAGGAGACUGCCUACCUCCUGAGGUUGGCGCCGCCAUUGAGGCUCUGUGGAAAGAUGCGGGUGUACAAGAAUGUUUCCGAAGAUCGCGAGAGUAUCAGCUGAAUGACUCGGCAAGAUAUUACUUCGACUCCAUCGGACGUAUUAUGCAGCCGGAUUACUUGCCCAGCGAUCAAGACGUGUUGCGAUCUCGUGUUAAAACCACCGGUAUCACUGAAACAACAUUCAUUAUUGGCGACCUCACCUACAGGAUGUUUGAUGUCGGUGGCCAGCGGUCUGAACGCAAGAAGUGGAUUCACUGCUUCGAAAAUGUGACGACGAUCCUUUUCCUUGUCGCUAUCUCUGAAUACGACCAAUUGCUCUUUGAAGACGAAACGGUGAACCGGAUGCAAGAAGCCCUCACACUUUUCGACUCCAUUUGCAAUUCUCGGUGGUUUACCAAAACGUCGAUUAUUCUUUUCUUAAACAAGAUCGACCGAUUCAAGGAAAAACUUCCCGUCAGUCCCAUGAAGAACUACUUCCCUGAUUAUGAAGGAGGCGCUGAUUAUGCGGCUGCUUGCGACUAUAUCCUUAACCGCUUCGUCUCUCUCAAUCAAGCCGAACAGAAGCAAAUUUACACCCAUUUCACAUGUGCCACGGAUACAACUCAAAUUCGAUUUGUUAUGGCUGCAGUAAACGAUAUCAUUAUCCAAGAAAACCUUCGACUCUGUGGUCUGAUAUAGAGAGAUGCCUGUUUUCGUCAUCAUGCGACAUGCAGAACCCCAGUUUCGUUGCCUUUCACAUGAUUUGUAUUUGAUAUCAAUUACGUGCCUCUCUUGUUUUUCUCACUGACUCCCUCUGACACCUCACUUCCUUUGCAUUUACUGGCUUUUUGUACAGUCCUGCGAUCUGAUAUGCCCUUUCAUGCAUCCAGACAUCGCAAAUGAUCCCCUUUGAUAUCCAAGACAGAUAUUCACUUUCUUAUUUCAGCAAACGCGCCUCAAAUUUCAUUAUCAUUCGGAGUCCCUCGUUAAGUCCACUUUAGCUUGAAAUGCUGGGUUACAUUGAACUUCUUGCUUAAUGUUUAUUUAAUCUUUUCACAGGGACUGAUAUUUUGCACUUACUUUCUAUUAUCCCCCCUUUUUUUCUGCCUUUUACUCCUAAGUUUUCUUUUGGAAUUUGACGAGGCUUGUCUUUCUUAUUACGGAUCUCCUUGUAUUUGUGUCUUGUGCCUAACUUCCAUGUCUCCUAUUUCCUUUUAUAAAUUCCCCAUAUUUUUCUAACUGUUGCGCUCAUGUACUCGUCGAAAUGUCUCGUAUGUCGGUCGGAUAGUGGAGCGGGAGGAAUAACCAUCGAUGCCUGGCGAAGU